Medicago truncatula (barrel medic) is the source of this 2485-nucleotide messenger RNA. Its product is annotated as vicilin-like seed storage protein At2g18540. The record is from RefSeq and is a predicted model, not a curated record. Bases 55 to 2166 code for a protein of 703 amino acids. NCBI's taxonomy places the organism in Eukaryota, Viridiplantae, Streptophyta, Magnoliopsida, Fabales, Fabaceae. The transcript is spliced from 5 exons.
AAGUGCAAAACCACUUCAAUAGUUCUAUCCAACUUUUCCACUCUCACUCUUUUGAUGAUGGAGACUCAAAAAUCUUUCUUAGCUUCCAAAUUUUCGUCUUUGUUGAUUUUCUUCCUUAUUAUCACUUCCUUGUGUGAAUUAAAUGCAUUAUCAAGUGAUGAGCACAGUGUGAAAGCUCACAAGGGACCUGUGGUGGAAAGGGGUCAAAGGAAGACAUUGUUUGAGACUGAAUAUGGAGAGAUCUCUGCCACUGAUGUCAAAGAUGGACAUAACACACAACACUAUCAUAUUGAGUUCUUUACAUUGGAACCUAACUCUGUGUUUCUUCCUGUGCUUCUACAUGCAGCUAUGCUCUUUUAUGUUCAUACAGGCAGUGGAAAAUUGAGUUGGGCAAAUGAAGACGGUACUAGCACAAUCGAUAUACGUGAAGGAGAUGUAGGAAGUCUCACAGAAGGAUCUGUUUUCUAUAUACACAACAACUUGGAUGACCAAAGGAAGAAACUAAGAAUUUAUGCAAUGUUUACCAAUACUGAUGAUAGCACAUUUGAUCCAUCAAUUGGUGCUUACUCAAGAAUCAAUGAACUAGUCAAAGGCUUUGAUAAGAAAAUCAUCCAAGCAGCUUUUAAGGUGCCGGAGGAUUUGAUUGAGGCAAUCACAAACAAGACUGAGACACCACCUAUAGUGCAUGCAGUUUCAGAAAAGAAACAUAGCACUGUCUUGGAAUUGGAGGCUUCAUUUCUUAAAUACUUUACAGGCAUUGAAUACAACUCCAAGAAUCUGAAAACAUACAACAUCUUUGAUAGUGACCAUGACUUCGAAAAUUGUUAUGGUUGGACCUCAACAGUCACCAAAAAGCAACUAAAACGAUUGAAGAGUAACAACAUUGGAUUUCUCAUGGUGAAUUUGACCAGGGCAUCAAUGUUGGGGCCACAUUGGAAUCCAAUGGCAACAGAAGUAGCAGUGGUGUUGGAAGGGGAAGGAAUGGUAAGAGUGGUAUGUGGAAGCAACAAUGAUGACAAAUGCAAAAACAAGAGGUUUAGAGUUCAGCAAGGAGAUGUUUUUGUGGUGCCUAGGUUUCAUCCAAUGGCUCAAAUGUCAUUUGUUAAUCAGCCACUUGUUUUUAUGGGAUUCAGCACUGCUGCAAAGAAAAAUCAUCCUCAGUUUUUGGCUGGUAAAGAAUCUGUGCUGCAAAUUCUAGACAGAGAGAUAGUUGCUACCUCUUUAGGUGUAAGCAAUACAACCAUUGACAAGCUUUUGGAGAAACCGGAUGAUUCGAUCAUUUUCGAGUGUAAUUCUUGUGCGGAGGAAGAGGAAAGGUUGAUGGAGGAAGAAAAGGAGACGGGAAAGGAGGAGGAAGAUGAAAAGAGAGAGAAAGAAGAAAGGGAGAGGGAAAGAGAAGAAGAGGAGGAAGUUAGAAGAAGGGAGGAAGAAAGGAAAAGAGAGGAAGAAGCAGCUAGAAGACAACAAGAAGAGAGGGAAAGGAGGAGGAGAGAGGAGGAGCAAGAAGAAAGGGAGAGAGAGAAGGAAGGAGAAAAGGAAAGAGAAGAAGAAGAAGAAGAAGCAGCAGCUAGAAGGCAACAAGAGGAGAGGGAAAGGAAAGAGGAGGCAGCUAGGAGAGAGAGGGAGAGGGAAAAAGAGGAAGCUAGGAGAGAAAUGGAAAGGGAAAGGAAAAGAAGAGAAAAGGAAGUAGAGAGGGAGAAAGAAAGGAAAAGGCAAGAGGCAGAGAGUGAGGAAGAAGCAGCUAGAAGGCAACAAGAGGAGAGGGAAAGAAAACGAGAAGAGAAGGAAGCUAGGAGAAGAAAAGAAAGAGGGCAAGAAGGGAGAAGUAAAGAAGAAGAAGAAGAAGAAGAAGCAGAGGGGGAGGAAGAAGCAGCAAGAAGACAACAAGAGAAGAGAGAAAGGAGGAGAGAAGAGGGUGAAGCUAGGACUGAGGAAGAAAGAAGAGAAGAAGGGCGCGAAGAAGAGGGUGAGACCGAGAGCGAGACAGGAGGAGGAUGGAGGCAACCAAAGAGGGGAGACACGGGAAGAAGAAGCAGAGGAGGAACAGAAUGGGAAGAAGAAGCAGCAGCCAGAAGACAGCAAGAAGAAAGGGAGAGAAGGAGAAAGCAAGGCGGUUGGAGUAGCUAUGAAGGAAGGAGAGUUCUGAAGAUGCGUAGGAAUGUGUGAUUUGUGUCUUAACUUUCAAGGGGGUUCCCUACUUAUAUGUUGUGUAUUAAAAUAAUAAGUUGUUUUUUAUGCAUAUGUUUCUAUCUAUGUUUUAGGCUUGUUUGGUACAGAAGUUGAAGGUUUCUGUUUCAUGAAGUUUGCUUAGCACUAAUGUAGCUGUAUUAAUUAGAAUAAGAACUACUGUUAGGCACUCAUGUGUAUUUUAAUAAGAACCUUCAACCUUCAAUCUUUUUGUUAUGCUAUGUAAUCUCUGUUUUCUGCUAGCUUGUAACAAAGUUGAAGAUCUAUGACUAAGUUUUAUGGAGUUUAUUGGAUAGUA